UGAAAAUGGCAUUUAGGUUGAAGUCAGAUGUGCGGCUGGCAGGUUCUUGGCUGUGCCUGCGUGGGGCCAGGGCACUGGGCACCAGAGCAGUCACGGCCUCCAAAGCCUCAGUGCUGCCCUUUGAAGUCAUACCCCAACACCAGGGCAACAAGAGGCAGAGGGUGCUGCAGUUCUGGAAGGAGCAGAACCAUGAUGACUUGCACCUGGAGAUGCACCAGACCUUCCAGGAGCUGGGGCCGAUUUUCAGGUGUGAUGUGGGAAGUACACGGAUAGUCGCUGUGAUGCUGCCAGAGGACUGUGCGAGGCUGCACCAGGCAGAGAGCCCCUAUCCCCAUCGCAUGCACCUGGAGCCCUGGAUGGCCUACAGAGAGCACCGACGGCAGAACCUUGGCGUGUUUUUGCUGAAUGGGCCUGAAUGGCUCUCCAACCGACGGUGGCUGAACCCAAAUGUGCUGUCCCCAAAGGCAGUGCAAAACCUCCUCCCCAUGGUAGACACAGUGGCAAGAGACUUCUCAGAGGCUCUGAAGCAGAAGGUACUUCAGAGUGCCCAGGGGAGCCUGACCAUGGACAUGCAGCCCGACAUCCAUAAGUAUACUGUGGAAGUCAGCAAUUUUGCACUAUUUGGUGAAAGACUGGGCCUUUUUGGCUGUAACCCCAGCUCUCAAAGCCUGAAAUUCAUCCAUGCCCUGGAGGCCGUAUUUAAAACGACCACACAGUUAAUGUUUCUGCCAAGAAGUCUAUCCCGCUGGAUGAGAAGUCAAGCAUGGAAGGAGCACUUUGAGGCCUGGGACUACAUUUCUGAGUAUGCUGAAAAUCGCAUCCAGAAGAAAUAUGAGGAGCUUGCUCGAGGUUGCUCUCAGUACAACAGCAUUGUGGCAAAUCUGAUGCUGCAGGGGAAUUUACCACUACGUGCCAUGAAAGCAAACAUUAUGGACCUCGUGGCAGGGAGUGUGGACACGACAGCCUUACCAUUGAUGAUGACACUCUUUGAGUUGGCCAGGAAUCCUACCGUGCAGCAGGCCCUGCGGCAGGAGAGCAUGGCUACUGAACCCAAUAUUUAUGAGAAUCCCCAGAGACUCAGAAUGGAGCUCCCCCUUCUGUGGGCAGCCAUCAAGGAAACCCUGAGGAUGUACCCUGUUGGUCUUUUUCUGGAGAGAUUCCUGACCUCACCCUUGGUGCUUCAGAACUACCACAUCCCAGCAGGGACUUUGGUGCAUUUAAAUCUGUACUCCAUGGGCCGAAACCCUGAGGUGUUCCUGAGUCCAGAGCAUUACAACCCCCAGCGGUGGCUGGAGAACAAGGAGACCUAUAAGCAUCUGGCCUUUGGAUUUGGGGUUCGCCAGUGUAUUGGACGGCGCCUAGCAGAAGUGGAGAUGCUGCUGUUUCUCCAUCAUGUGCUGAAGUCCUUCUGUGUGGAGACAGCAUUCCAAGAGGAUGUGAAGUUCGCCUACCGCUUCGUUAUGAUGCCCACCUCUGCACCCCUCCUCACUUUCAGGCCUGUCAGCUAAUGUCACCUUCCUGCUGAGUCUCCCCACCAUGCCACCAUUGUCUGUCCCUAUGACUCUAGACCAUUCCGCCACUUCUGCAAAGGCACUGCUUCCUAGCUACACUGCUGCUCAGUGGACCUUCUGAUGAAACAGUCCCUGCAAAAGCAAUAAGAACUGUGGGAGCAAUAAAACUCAAAAUGUGUAAUAGUCAUUAUACAAAACAGAAGAAAAGAAAGUGCUCUAAAUGAUAUAACUGCAUAUAAAUUUAAGUGUGUAAGAUAAACAAUGAUAUUACUGAGUUUUGUUGGAUCAUUGAACAGAACUGUUUGCAGUCUCACUGUUUGAAUGUUCACUUUACAUGCUUUAAUCUUGUAACUUGAACGAACAAAUAUUUCUAAGAUGACAAUAUGUAAUUCAUUAACUAGUGAUUUUCUACUGUUUAUUUUUUUCUGAAAUUCUGUAUAACUUGUACCCUUUUUCUGCUUUUUUUCCCCUUUUUUUCCUUAAAUUAAAAAAAAGAAACAGUCA
This is a messenger RNA of Cavia porcellus (domestic guinea pig), 2015 nucleotides long. RefSeq names its product cytochrome P450, family 11, subfamily b, polypeptide 1 (gene Cyp11b1). The transcript has 9 exons. NCBI's taxonomy places the organism in Eukaryota, Metazoa, Chordata, Mammalia, Rodentia, Caviidae. The record is from RefSeq and is marked provisional. Gene Ontology annotation, biological process: cholesterol metabolic process; aldosterone biosynthetic process; cellular response to peptide hormone stimulus. Gene Ontology annotation, cellular component: mitochondrial inner membrane. Bases 6 to 1508 code for a protein of 500 amino acids. Gene Ontology annotation, molecular function: iron ion binding; steroid 11-beta-monooxygenase activity; heme binding.